AUGCAUUUUUCGGAAAAAAACAAAGACUCUACGCGCUUGAUGUGGCUAACCACUUAUGUGCUCGUCUCGGUCAACUAUGCUACCAUAUUGUAUUCGUUGAUAUCCCGCCGCAGUCGGGAUUGUGAACUGGAGAGAAUUGGCGAAGUUAUCACACAGGUGUGGUUGGGAAUACUGAAAAAGCAGCGAGUCUAUUGCCAACACAUGGAUAGAUAUUUUGGAUACCUAUUCUAUGCGAAGUUCGCAACUGUUUUUUACCUGUGCAUUUCGAAUUGGAUUCACGCCGUCAUUAUGGCCAUGGAAUAUAAAUGGUGGAUACUGCCGGGCUUAUUGUUUUAUAUGAACGCCUUGAACCUGAUUAUCACAACCACCUUUGGCUACUACCUGGCUUUGUGGCAUAUAGCGCGUGCUUUUUACUUUGUCAACAACGAGUUAACUGAUCUAAGCCAGCGUACGGGAGUUAAUAAACCAACGAGUAAGGAUGUGGAACAUCUGCGUCAUCUGAGGGCAUUACACGCCGUGCUCACCCGGACCUCAUUGCGCAUUAACCAGGUCUACAGUUUCCAAAUGUUGGCUUCGCGUUUUGACUACGUGGUCACAAGUAUUAUCAAUACCUAUUUGGGGCUGCUCUUCACAUUCUCCUUCGAUACGCCCGCAUAUUUGAUUGCUUUCGGACUAUCUAUUCAUGUGGCACGCACCCUAGACUUUUAUUUGCUGGAUCUAAUGUGUGAUUUGGUGCUGCAAUAUCAGCAGUGGCCGCGGCAUGAACUGACCGAAUGCCGAUGGUUCAGAGAGCUAAAUGACUUUGUGAUUUAUGCGAGCAGUUCCAAAAUAAAUUUGUGGGUAUGCGGACUUUUUCAAGCAAAUCAAAAGUUGUGGUUCAAGAUGAUGUGCUCUAUUACAGCGUAUUCCAUUGUGUUGAUGCAGUUUCAUAUAUAU
Molecule: messenger RNA, 936 nt
Organism: Scaptodrosophila lebanonensis
Lineage: Eukaryota; Metazoa; Arthropoda; Insecta; Diptera; Drosophilidae
Gene: Gr59b
Product: putative gustatory receptor 59b
Exons: 2
Biological process (GO): sensory perception of taste
Cellular component (GO): membrane
Source: RefSeq, a predicted model, not a curated record